Messenger RNA from Folsomia candida, 1486 nucleotides. RefSeq lists its product as uncharacterized. Bases 240 to 707 code for a protein of 155 amino acids. The record is from RefSeq and is a predicted model, not a curated record. The transcript has 4 exons. NCBI's taxonomy places the organism in Eukaryota, Metazoa, Arthropoda, Collembola, Entomobryomorpha, Isotomidae.
UAAACAUCUCCACAUUUUAUAACUUUACGUCAAAUAUUCAACAGUUUAAAAUAAAUUUUAAGCUAAUUUGGUUAAGUGAAUUAAUUAAAGUAAUAUUUUAGUUCUUGCUUAUUCAGCAAAUUUCAAACCUAACAUAUUUAUAUCGUUGUUACAAAAAUACUUAAAACUCAAAUCUACGUACCACAUUAAUUAUUAAAGUUAGUGAAUUAAAGCCAAUAAGUUCAUCUGCAGAAAUUGAAAUGGAAUCCAUUUUCACAUUUCAUCAAGCAAACUUUGUUGGACGCCUAGAGACCACCUUCCUCGCAGAGGUUUACGCUAUCGAGGAGCGAGUUGUGCAAUCUGCCCAACAGACGCCAUACCUUCGCAUUAUGCUGACGCAGGAUGACGGGGACACAAUUAUGGUGGCAUUGGCGAUCGGGAAAUUUUACCACGUUGCAAAUAAACUUUAUAAGGUCGGCCAAGUUUACUGCUUCCCACGUGGCAUGUUCGAGAUCCGUCCGCGUAAUCCAGUCUUCCAAUCCUGGUCAAGUUAUCCGUACGAUUUGUUGUUUCGCAACGAUUCUGGCGAAAACAAAUCCCCCAAAAUAAGCCGCCGUCCUCCUGUGGAGAAUGAUGUUAAUAGUGUUGUCUCAUCUCGUCAUCAAAUAUGCAGAACAUCGCUGAACGCUGACACGGACAACAACUGGAGGAGAAGGAGAUGUGCAUGAACAUGAACAUUUUUAUGUCCUAUUAUGAAUGUAUUUUUCAUGUAAAUUCUCCAAUAUUUUUUAGAUCAUUAAGGUCGUUAAGUAUCUAGCGUUUUUCAUUAAUAUUAUUAUAUUUUUUUUAUUAGUAAAAUAUUUAUGUAUGCAUCGGUGCAGUUGACUAAAAUUUAUAAAAGCGUAUGUAUAAUUUUAACGAAUAAAUUACUCAGGUUAAAUAUGAUUUAAAGUUUUCAGCGAAAUUUUGACAAACCCGCAGCUAUAUGCAUACAUAUGCAAAUACAUACAUACAUUCAUUCAUUACAAGUACGCAUGCACCCAAUAUUAACUUAUCACACUUACAAGAUUACAAUUAUCAUCGCAACCCAAUUUAAAUUAAUUUUUUCUAUAAUAACCAAGUAAAAUUUUUCAUAUGGCAUGGAGAAAAAUUGCAAAAAAAUGUUUAUGACACGCUUUGCAUCUUAUGUAACUAACGCAGAACAGUGGUGAUUAAUGGACUACAUAUUUAAAUGCAACUUGUGUUAAUAAUUCGUCGUGAGCAAUCUUAAUUCUUAAAUUUUUAAUUAUCUCUGUAUAACGUCAGUGAAAUCAGACUACAUACAUAUGUAAGUUCGAUCGAAUGAAUUGAUCGAUUUUUAUUCAUAAAAUUAAAAAAUUCUAGUAAGUAAUUACGCAUUAUAAAAUUAUGUCAAAUUCACGAUGAUGUACAUUUUGCAAGUUUCAACUCGUUAAAAUUUAAAACCAUGUUGAAAAAUGUGUAAAAAAAAAGUUAAUGAAAUAAAUAA